Molecule: messenger RNA, 2403 nt
Organism: Pteropus alecto (black flying fox)
Lineage: Eukaryota; Metazoa; Chordata; Mammalia; Chiroptera; Pteropodidae
Product: protocadherin-8
Biological process (GO): homophilic cell-cell adhesion
Cellular component (GO): plasma membrane
Molecular function (GO): calcium ion binding
Source: RefSeq, a predicted model, not a curated record
CUUCUUCAGCCUUUUGGAAUAGCACUUGGGGCUGGCGGCAUGAGUCCAGCGAGGCGCCGGGGCAUCCCCUGCCUUUUCCCCUUGCAGCUCUUCAGCCUCUGUUGGGUGCUCUCAGUGGCCCAGAGCAAGACAGUGCGAUACAGCACCUUCGAGGAGGAUGCCCCUGGCACGGUCAUCGGGACUCUGGCUGAGGACCUGCAUAUGAAAGUGUCGGGGGACACAAGCUUCCGCCUGAUGAAGCAAUUCAACAGCUCGCUGCUCCGGGUGCGCGAGGGCGACGGGCAGCUGACCGUCGGGGACGCGGGCCUGGACCGCGAGCGGCUGUGCGGCCAGGCCCCGCAGUGCGUGCUGGCCUUCGACGUGGUCAGCUUCUCGCAGGAGCAAUUCAGGCUGGUGCAUGUGGAGGUAGAGGUGAGGGACAGAUCCCCGUGGAGGUGUCGGAGGGCCCAGAUCCCCGUGGAGGUGUCGGAGGGCGCGGCGGUGGGCACGCGCAUCCCCCUGGAGUCCGCCGCCCGCCCCCCGCCCGAGGCGCGCCGCCUCUUCCGCCUCGACCCGCGCUCAGGCCGCCUCACCCUGGCGGGACCCGUGGACUACGAGCGCCAGGACACCUACGAACUGGACGUGCGGGCGCAGGACCGUGGCCCCGGGCCCCGCACCGCCACCUGCAAGGUCAUCGUGCGCAUCCGAGACGUCAAUGACAAUGCGCCGGACAUCGCCAUCACCCCGCUGGCUGCCCUAGGCGCACCUGCCGCCUCGCCCUUCGCCGCCGCCGCCGCCGCCGCUGCUCUCGGGGGCACGGACGCGACCUCGUCAACCGGGCCAGGAACUCCAGAGGCCGGUGCCAUUUCGCUGGUGCCAGAGGGGGCGGCGCGAGAGAGCUUGGUGGCGCUGGUCAGCACCUCGGACAGGGACUCGGGAGCCAACGGGCAGGUGCGCUGCGCCCUCUACGGGCACGAGCACUUCCGGCUGCAGCCGGCCUACGCGGGCAGCUACCUGGUGGUGACCGCGGCAUCCUUGGACCGCGAGCGCAUCGCCGAGUACAACCUGACGCUGGUGGCGGAGGACCGCGGCGCUCCCCCGUUACGUACCGUGCGCCCCUACACGGUGCGCGUGGGCGACGAGAAUGACAACGCGCCGCUCUUCACCCGGCCGGUCUACGAGGUGUCGGUGCGUGAGAACAACCCGCCCGGCGCCUACUUGGCCACGGUGGCCGCCCGUGACCCGGACCUGGGCCGCAAUGGCCAGGUCACCUACCGGCUGCUGGAGGCCGAGGUAGGCCACGCCGGGGGGGCCGUGUCCACCUACGUAUCGGUAGACCCAGCGACCGGGGCCAUUUACGCGCUGCGCAGUUUCGACUACGAGACGCUGCGCCAGCUAGACGUGCGCGUCCAGGCGAGCGACGGUGGCUCCCCUCAGCUCUCCAGCAGCGCCCUUGUGCAAGUGCGGGUGCUGGACCAGAACGACCACGCGCCGGUCCUGGUGCACCCGGCGCCGGCCAACGGCUCCCUGGAAGUGGCGGUCCCCGGGCGCACCCCAAGGGACACAGCCGUGGCGCGCGUGCAGGCCCGGGACGUGGACGAAGGCGCCAACGGGGAGCUGGCAUUCGACCUCCUGCAGCAGGAGCCUCGAGAAGCCUUCGCCAUCGGCCGCCGCACGGGGGAGAUCGUGCUCACCGGCGACCUCUCGCAGGAGCCCCCGGGCCGCGUGUUCCGGGCUCUGCUGGUCAUAUCGGACGGCGGCCGCCCCCCGCUCUCCACCACCGCCACCGUCAGCUUCGUGGUGACAGCAGGCGGCGGGCGCGGGCCGGGGGCUCCCGCCAGUGCUGGGAGCGCCUCCCCGGGCUUCGGAAAGGAGCCGGCGCCCCCUGUGGCGGUCUGGAAAGGACACUCCUUCAACACCAUCUCCGGCCGAGAAGCAGAGAAAUUCAGUGGCAAAGAUAGCGGCAAAGGGGACAGUGAUUUCAACGACAGCGAUUCCGACAUUAGCGGGGACGCUCUGAAAAAGGACCUCAUCAACCAUAUGCAGAGUGGGCUGUGGGCGUGCACUGCUGAGUGUAAGAUCCUGGGCCACUCUGACCGCUGCUGGAGUCCUUCAUGUGGAGGGCCCAACACCCAUCCCUCGCCUCACCCGGCAGCCCAGAUGUCAACCUUCUGCAAGAGCACGUCGCUGCCUCGGGAUCCUCUGCGCAGGGACAAUUACUACCAGGCCCAGCUGCCCAAGACAGUGGGGCUGCAGAGCGUCUAUGAGAAAGUGCUGCACAGGGACUACGACAGGACAGUCACUCUGCUCUCCCCUCCUCGUCCAGGGAGGCUCCCAGACUUGCAGGAGAUUGGGGUACCCCUCUACCAGUCCUCCCCUGGCAGGUACCUGUCCCCAAAGAAGGAAGCCAAUGAAAACGUGUAA